AUUUUAUGGGUUUACAUAAAUCUAAAGUAAUCAAAAAAAUUAAAAUGGACAUGCAAUCAUAGGCACUCAAAAAAGCACCAACUACUUAAUUAAAAGUUUCUAUUAAAAAAGCUGAAAAAAAAUCAGAUGCACUGAAAAGUACUAAUUCUUAAUUUAGAAAACAUCAAUUCAUCACAGAAAAGAAGGUUUAAUUAGAUUAAACAAAAAUAUCAACAGUUAUUGAUUCACUUAAUAAAUACUAUCACUCGAAGAAUGAUGGUGAUCGUAAAAUUUAUUUAGUUGUUGAAUUACAAAAAAUACCAGAAUUAAUUGAAACAUCAAUUAUUUAAAUGUAAUCUAUAAUUCUAAUUAGUCCACUAAAAGAAGCUAUACAUUCUAAAAUUGGAUUUGUUGUUCAUGGAGACUAUCUUGAAGAAUUCUAAAAAAAAUAUCCUCAAUAUAAUGUUAUGAGUUAAAAUGUCUAUUUAACUGGGAAAUCAUUUCCAAAUCUUGAUUUAAUUCUAAUAGAUUAUACACUGUAUAAUAAGAUUAUUGAUAAGAAACCUAGCAAGUAAUAUAUAAAGAAUUAGAUUUUAGAAAAAUAUUUCCAUUUCAUCCAUCUAAAGUACCUUUCGAUUAUAAGAAACAUUAUAAUAUUCAAGAAUACUCAGAAUAUAUUAAUCAUUUAAUUGGAAGUACUUUCAGUGUGAUGAGAAAUGAAUUGAAAUAAAUAAUUCCUGUAGGGAAAGUAGGUCAAAGUGGAACAAUUGAUAAUGUUGUGAAGGGAGCAAUUGAUUUUAUUGCUAAAUUACUUACUUAGAGUAAAGGAAAUGGCAUAGAACAUUUAUAUUUAAAAACAAGUAAAUCAAUUGAGUUAUUAAUAUAUUGAAUGUUUGAAU
This is a messenger RNA of Paramecium sonneborni, 878 nucleotides long. The record is from the annotation of a GenBank genome assembly. NCBI's taxonomy places the organism in Eukaryota, Ciliophora, Oligohymenophorea, Peniculida, Parameciidae.